Molecule: messenger RNA, 7797 nt
Organism: Schistocerca nitens (vagrant locust)
Lineage: Eukaryota; Metazoa; Arthropoda; Insecta; Orthoptera; Acrididae
Gene: Mhcl
Product: unconventional myosin-XVIIIa
Exons: 29
Coding region: 1-6849 (2282 amino acids)
Cellular component (GO): myosin complex
Molecular function (GO): protein binding; ATP binding; cytoskeletal motor activity
Source: RefSeq, a predicted model, not a curated record
AUGUUGCAACUGCGCGCCUUCGAGAACUCGCUCCGCGGCGGUCCGGACAUCGACUCCCAUUCGCAGUCGACGCCGCGCAGCAAGCGCCAGCAGCUGCACAAAGCGUGCACGGGCGAGGCGCACGGCGCCGGCAUCGAGAAGUUGCGCCGCUGCUCGCUAGAGAGCCAGGGGGACCGCGGAGGGGGAGGGGGCAUCGGCGCCGAGGCGUCCAACCGGCUGCACGCCGCCGCGACGCUCGCGUCUGCCGCCAAGGCGGGCGCCGGCGACCGCGAGGACGAGUGCGAAGGCGUCCCCCCACCGCCGGGCACCGGUCUGGCCCGGUCAGCUGACGGCACGCGGCUCAGCGCCAGGAGAAAGAAGAGAAACCAGCGGGUCAGCGAGCACGUCGCCGGUCACGCCGCAGUCAUGGUGCGGACGUCGGAAGGGAAGGAGCGGCCGCGGGGCGCCGGCACGCCGGUGCUGGCCAGGGCCAGGGACGCCGCCGCCUCGGCGCACCACUCGUCCGAGAGCCUCGUGCAGAACAUCAAGGGCUGGUGCCGCGCCAAGCCGUCCGACAUCCUGGACAAGGGCUCGAGGGCCUGCCUCGACAAGGGCGCCAUGAGGGCCCGGAACGGGCGCCACUCGCCGGCCACCGAGUACGACGUGAAGGGGCACAGCGAAGCGGUGGGCAACAGGCUGGCCGGCGAGAACUUCCUCAACCUGUCCGCGGAGGACCUGACGGACAUCCUCGGCGGCGGGGCAGCGCACCACUCUGCCGACGAUCUCGCCGACCGGGACGAGACGGAUAGCGCGGAGCAGGUUGGAGGAGGCGACGCUAAGCAGUAUGCGGAGCAGAUGGUGCUGGAGGAAACUGCCGAUCAGGUGGUCACCGUGCGCAGCGAGAAACAGCCCUUUGUGGACCAGCUGGUGAUGGACGGGGAGGAGAAGGUGCCGGCUGAGGCGCUCAGGAUCCGGGUGGAAGUGACGCCCACAGAGCAAGUGACGGAGAUGGCCAGCACGGUAAUGGACGAAGGGGAGAAUGCGCCGCCUCCAGAGCAGAAACUCCCGGCGCCAGAGAAGAAAUCCUCGCCUCAGAAGAUCAAAGUGGAAGAGGGAAGGAAAACUGGAGUUGUCAGGAAGGUGUCUGUCCAGAGGAAGGACCACAAGCAAGGUGAAGUGGAAGCGAGGGUGGUGAAGGGCAGAUAUAAGCAGCAGCCACCGAGAGGAGUGCUGAAGUACAUGAAGGAGAAGAGCGGCAGUCUCUCCUCUGAUGUCGGGGGAGAGGACGCUAAAGUGGCGAACGGGGAUGACGGCCCACUGGCCAAAGAUGGCAGGCGCAAGAGCAUCGAGUCUUCGGAGGACACCAGAAAUGGACAGUCUCGCAGCGGCAGCGUUUCAUCGUCAGAGGACCCGGCUGCUAGAGUGACGAAGGGUGUCAACGGCCGGCUGUCGUCGGAGAACUUGAGCGGCAGGAAUGGCGCGCGGCGCAACAGCCGCCAGAGCUCCACGGAGGACGUGUCACCGAAGAAGGGCCAGCAGCUGUCCUCGGAGGACGUGACCAAAAGGGCGAGUCCGCGGACCAGGGGUGGGCCGGAGCAGAAGGCGUCUCCGCGCGCCAAGGUGACGCCGCCCGCCCGAAAGCCCCCGGCGGCGGCGGCUGCGGUGCGAGGCGCCCGCGCGGGGGCCGCCUCCAAGACGACGACGCCCCCGGGGGCAGGCACCGCCGCCCCCAGGAGGCCGCCGGGGCGCAGGGCGGCGGCGGCGGAGGCCGUUCCGUGGGAGGAGCUGGAGAGGCGCGCGCUCGCCCGCAAGCCGUGCGUGGGCGCCGACUACAAGGACAUCGACGCCCUGCUCGCGGAGGCGCGCUCCGAGGAGCAGGUGUCGGCGUGGCUGCAGUCUGCCGAGCACGUGUGGCUGGUGCACCGCGCCGGCUUUUCGGCCGCCCGCCGCUGCCCCACGCCCGCCGACAGCGACUCCGACGGCGACGCCGCCACCUCGGGCAAGCUGCGCAUCUGCCUCGACGCCACCGGCGACACGCUGCUCGUCGACGAAGACGACGUCGAGAAGGCAAACCCUCCUCAGUUUGACAGAGCUGAGGACCUGGCUCACCUCCGCUACCUCAACGAAUCGAGUGUGCUUCACACGUUACGUCAGAGAUAUGCCAGUAACCUCAUUCACACCUAUGCUGGUCCUGCAAUGGUUGUCAUCAAUCCCAUGGCACCACUUGCUAUCUACUCUGAAAAGGUUGUACAAAUGUUCCGUGGCUGCAAGUCAGAAGACAUGCCUCCACACAUUUACUCCCUUGCACAGUCAGCAUACAGGAGCAUGUUGGCAUCUCGUCGCGACCAGUCCAUUGUCCUUUUGGGUCGCAGUGGCUCUGGAAAGACGACAAGUUUCCGACACAUACUUCACUACCUCGCCCUGGCUGCAGGGACUGUCAAUAAAGUGGCUACAGUUGAAAAGUUGAGUGCCAUAUCAUCAGUAAUGGAAGCAUUUGGAAAUGCAAGGACUGUAAUGAAUGCAAAUGCUACACGAUUUACGCAGAUUUUCAGCUUGGAUUUUGACCAGUCAGGACAGAUAGCAUCUGCUUCAAUACAGGUGUUACUGGCAGAGAGAAGUCGUGUAGUACAUCGACCAGAAGGAGAACCAACAUUUCAUAUUUUCUACCGCAUGUUGGCUGGAGUGGAAGGUCCUUUACGGAAGGAAUUGUAUCUUGAUUCUAGUCUCUCUGAACAUAAUUUGUUCAUGACCCCACUACAUAAGCAUGAAGAUAAGCAACGAGCAAUGCAAGAGUUUAUUCGUGUAUGUACAGCAAUGAAAACACUCGGUAUCACAGACGCUGAAGCCAAAAUUAUAUGGUCAGUUCUUGCUGCCAUAUAUCACUUGGGAGUAGCAGGUGCAGUUAAGGGUGGUAAUGGUGGUCGCUGGCAGUUUGGAAACCCACGAGCGGCACAACACGCUGCUAGGUUGCUGGGAACCUCAGCGGAGGAGCUGGGACGACUGCUGUUUGGUCAGGGGACGCCACCCACACCACGGCAGCCUUUCCGUACACCAUCACCCACCGAGAGGGAUGUGACAGGCAUUGAAGCUCUUGAAGGUCUCGUAACGGGGCUGUACGGAGAAGUCUUCAAUGCUGUUGCGGCACUUGUAAAUAGGUCAAUAUCAGCUUCAACGCAUACGGUGUCAUCCAUAGUACUGGUAGACUGCCCAGGCUUUCAAAACCCUGCAUCUUGUGGCCAUCAGGGUGGAGCGACAUUUGAAGACUUGUGCCACAAUUACCUUCAAGAAAGACUGCAACUGUUGUUCCAUCAUACCACAUUAGUUGCUCCUCGUGAUCGAUAUGCUCAGGAACACAUAGAGUGUGUGCUGGAGGAUGAAGGGGAAUCGGGCUCCCCAGCACCCAUGGUGUCUCUGCUGGACAGAGCAUCACAGAGUGCCAUGGUCCGGUCCUCUCAGACAGACCUCCGCAAUGCAGGAGACCGCAGGGGCCUGCUGUGGUUGCUGGAUGAGGAGGCAGUCUUUCCAGCAGCCAGUGAUGAAGGCUUUCUGGAGAGACUCCUGGCGCAUUAUGGAGACAGAGAACACCAGCUGCUGUUGCGCAAAGCUCCUGGACACAACCAGUUUGUCUUGCAGCAUUUACAGGGCACAAAUCCUGUACUAUAUACAGCAACUGGUUGGCUCAAAGCAUCUCGAGAAAAUCCGAUGGUUCGAAAUGCUGCCACACUGCUCCAGGAGUCUUCCAAGGAAGAAAUGAGCCAGCUGUUUGUGAGUAUCCGUGGCACCGGAGUUUCAAGCACGCUGGGUGGCUCAGUUGUGGGAAUUGAAGGCACACAGUCACUAAGGAGAGCAUCAAGCAUACGCAGAACAUUCACAGCUGGAGCUGCGGGUAUCAAACGAAAAUCCGUUUGCCUGCAAGUCAAGUUCACUGUGGAUGGCCUUGUUGAAACACUACGAAGGACUCGGCUGAAGUUUGUGCACUGUUUCUUGCCCCAACAUAAUGCUGGGCUUUCUGAUGCAAAGUCUCAGCUGCCACGUUCUGGCAGCACAGGGAAUGCUGAGGAUCUUGUUAUCAAUGUACCAUUGCUCAGGUCUCAGCUGCGAGGAGCGCAGCUGGUGGAGGCAGUGCGCCUGCACAAGCAGGGCUUCCCCAAGUUCCUGCCCCUCUCGGAGUUCCGCCGGAGGUUCCGCCUGCUGGCUCCCCCUGAGGCAAGGCCCACCAGCCCUGUACCAGAUGAGAGGCGAGCAGUCGAAGAGAUGCUGCUCGGCAUCGACACCGACCCCUCCGGGUACCGCGUCGGGCUCAGUCAGAUAUUCUUCCGUUCUGGUGUUCUUGCACAAUUGGAGGCUCAGCGAGACGAACGGCUGACUGACCAUGUUGUGAGGCUACAAGCACAGUGCCGAGGAUAUUUAGCUCGGCGCAAGCUUCAUAAGCUCAAGAUCCAGGACCUGGCAGUGCGCUGCAUACAGCGCAAUGUUCGCAAGUUUCUGUUGAUCCGUGAUUGGCCAUGGUGGCGACUUCUGGUCCGAGUCACUCCCCUUCUCAAUGUACACCGCACUGAAGAAGAACUGAGAGCUAAGACGGAGGAACUGGAAGCCCUCCGAGCAAAAGUAGAGAAGUUGGAACAGGAACGCACUCACUUAAAACACGAUACAGAUCGUCUAGAAGCAAAGCUGAGUGAAAUGACAGCAGACCUGGCUGAAGAGCACUCAACAGCAACACUUGCUACAGAGCGUUUGGAAGCAGAAACUGCUGAACGUCUGCGACUUGAGAAAGAACUUUCAGAAGUCCAGUAUCAGAAGCAGAAUCUGCAGCAGACUUCAGAGCGACUGGAAAUGGAAUUGCUGUGUAUGCGAUCUGCAGCUGAGGUGAACGGCUUGGGAUCGGAUGAUGAGGGUGAAGGGGAGGACUCAUCGGGAAGUGUGUACAAGCAGCGCUAUGAGCGGGCUGUGCGUGAACUGGAGUUUACACGCCGUCGCCUGCAACAGCAACAUGAAGAUGACCUUGAGCAGCUUGUUGCACUUAAGAAACAAUUGGAGAAAAAGUUGGCAGAUGCUUAUGAGGAAGUGGAAGAACAGAGGCAAGUUGUCGGACAAUGGAAGAGGAAAGUGCAGAAGCUGAAUGCAGAAAUGAGCGACCUCCGUCUUUUGCUAGAGGAACAGAAUUCUCGGAACAAUCUUCUGGAGAAAAAGCAGCGCAAGUUUGACUCCGAACUUCAGUUGCUUCAGGAUGAACUACGACAAGAAAAGCAGCAGAAGGAGCGUAUUUCACGUGAAAAAGAUUUGGCCAUUGCAGAAAAGUAUUCUCUCGAGCAGGAUCUAAGUGGUGUGCGGCUGGAAUUGGAACUCAAAGAAGAAAAGGUUUCAGCUCUUACACAGGAAUUAGAUGAACUUACUUUUGGAGGCAAGACUGAAGAGGAGGUUGCUCAGCUCAAGAAGGCAAAACAUGAAUUGGAGAAACGGCUGAAGGAACAGGAGGAGGAACUCGAUGAGCUUGCUGGCCAAGUUCAGUUGUUGGAGCAGGCAAAACUUCGGCUAGAGAUGAGCUUGGAGCAGCAGCGCAAAGAAAGUCGGAGAGAAGCCGCCCAGCGGGAUGAAGAGCUCGAGGAUGCUCGGUGUGCAGCACAUAAGAAAGUCAAAGCACUGGAAGCCCAGUUAGAAUCAGAACACGAGGAACGUACCGCUCUCCUGAGGGAACGACAUGAACUGGAGAGGCGGUUAGCAGCUGCCGAAGAAAUGGCUCGCGCCGGUCGCAGUCAGGAAGAGGAGCAGCUGCAGCGACUGCGGCGUGACCUUCGCAGGACUAAGGCCCUCUUGCGGGAUGCACAGGCGGCGCUUGAGAGGGCGAGGGCAGACUCUCCGGGCAAAGCUCUUGUUAGACAGCUUCGAAACCAGUUGGAAGAUCUGGAGGUGGCCCGAGCGGCAGCAGUGAAGGCGCGUCAGACGGCUGAGCUGGAGCUGAGUGAGGUUCAGGCUAUGCUCGAGGAAGCACAGAGGUCUCGCUCUGAGGCAGAGGAUAGAGCGGCAGCCGUUGCAAGGGAACGUUCGGAGCUGAGGACGCAGUUGGAAGAGAAUGAAGAAGAGCUGGCAGAGGUCCUAAAGAAGUACCGUUCGACAGUUCAGCAAUUAUCUGCAGAGCAGCUAGCACUCCAGGAGCAGGCAGGUCGUGUCUCAGAACUGGAAUCUGAAAGAGCUUCACUUCGUGAACAGCUUGCAGAACUGACUACUCGUCUUGAGAGCAUGGAGACCCUGGGUGAUCCAUCGUCAAGCCUAACACAACGUCGUCUUGAAAUGCGCACCAAGGAGCUGGAGUCAAAACUUGAGUUGGAACAAACUACACGUGCUCGCUUAGAGGUCCAAAUAGCACGACUGAAGGAAGCAGUUGAAAGACUUCAGGAUGAGGCGGCGGCAGCACGUGCAAAGGAGCAGGCGGCAGUAGAUGCGUCCCGUAAGCUGCAGCGUACUGUUCGUGAACUACGUGAGGAACAAACGGCGGCGGCAGCUCGUGAAUCCGAAUGGGCCGUACGUAAGCGUGACCUCGAAAAGCGGCUGGAGGCUUCUGAAGCAGAAGCAGCUGCUGCACGUCAGGAUCUCCGACUGGCACUUACUCGAAUAGAGGAUCUCCAGUCAGCAAUUCGUGGGGAACUUGAAGAUGGAGAAGACAGCAAUGAUGAUGAAAAUUCUGACAGUGCUCAAGACAGUGAUGUUUCAGAAGAUUCCAUGAGUGUGUACCUCACAAACCAUAAAGUCCACGUCAACUCCAGCCCUCGUACAACUCGAGCGUCACUGGAAUUGGAUAUUACUUCAAGAUCACUGGAGGUGGCUUCACUGAAAAAGCCGAACGACAGCUCAGGGAAGGAAUCGUUUGCAUGAGACUGUCUGAACAUAGCCUGCUGUGUUGUCAGCAGCUGGCUACCACGAUGAGCCCCAUUCAUAGGAGAAUGGACUCAGUGGGGGGGCAGCCUGUCGCAGAUGGCUCCCAUACCACAUUUCUGAGACUGGACUGAGUACAAUAAACUGCAGGAUAUACUGUAACAAUUUGAACAUAAUAUAUAGAUUUUAGUACAAUAAAUUAUUGUUUGCUCUCUAUUAGCAAAGAUAUGUAAUGAAUUGUAUAAAUAUGUAAAAUUAAAAGCAACUUUGGGCUAAUAUAUAAAUAUAUAUAUAUGUAUAUCUUUGUAUACUGCUGCAUACCUUCCCAAUAUAUUUCUUAAAGUCUUUAGAAAUUCCUAUGUGUCAUUGUUAGUUUCCUGAAAGAAAACCUUGACUGUUAUGUUCAGCAUUUAAAACUGUUAUUGGGAAAUAAUUGUUUUAGUAUAUUUAUAUGUUACUGCAUUUCCAAUAAUAUAAUAAUUGUGUUUCUUAUGGAAAUGUGAACAUACUUUCAUUGCCAUCGAUUUCAUUCCUGAGAAAGUGAAGUAUUUGCCAAUAAAUGUUUUAUAAAUAACAUGUCUUUGUUGCUUAAAUAUUUGUCAGAAAUGAUUUUUAAAGACCUAUGUACAGUGUCUCAUUGUUGAUUGGACAUGUGGAGAGAAAAUGUAUAAUACCUAUAUAUUUAUAUGAAUAUGGCAAUCAAAUGGUGGCUUGAUGAUAAAUUUUGAGGAAGCUGAAAAAAGUUAGCAAGACAGCAGAACAAAAUGGCAAACAGAAAUUGCACAAAUAAUUGUGAAACAUGCAAAAACAGAGGCACAUCCAAUUUGUUUACUGACUGUUAUGGUCAUACACUCAUUCCACUGCCAUCCUUUUACAAAAUUAUUUGAAGAUAUUUGAGUUUCGUGACUAUUUUGAAUAUUGCAAGAUUAAAAAUAUAACUACUGGCAA